Molecule: messenger RNA, 686 nt
Organism: Eruca vesicaria subsp. sativa (arugula)
Lineage: Eukaryota; Viridiplantae; Streptophyta; Magnoliopsida; Brassicales; Brassicaceae
Source: the annotation of a GenBank genome assembly
UUGAACUCAGGCAUUCUAUCUUCUCGACACGGUUUUUUUUCUUGCAGCAAGGAAAAAAAGAUCUGAAUUUCGAUGGCAUAGGAGAAAGUUUGAAGCUCAACAAUGGCAUUGGAGUUCAAUGAUUUUGGGCGUCCGUUAAUUAUACUGAUGAGGAGGAUCAAAAGACUGGUGAUAGAGGCAUUGAUGCCCAGAAAGCCACUAUUUUUUUCUGGCAAAGCGGUUGUGUGGUUCCUGUGUUCCUCUCCCCCACCAAAAAGAAUGGCCAAGAUGCUUCUAGGACCUAACGGAGACGUCAAUAUCAAGAAUGGUAAAGAAGAUCACUCUAAUCGUACUCGGAGCAAGCAGCAAACUGAAGUUUAUACCAAAUGUUACUGAAAUUUACCUAAAGUGGAGCUUUGCACAGUGGUUGUGGUGUCUAGAAUCAGAUUUGACCAAACAGAUUUCCGGUGAUGAACUGCGAAGGCGUGAUGGAGUGACCGAGAUUCCGAUAAAGUGCUUUGUGGAGACGAAUCAUUUUCGUCUCAUCUCUAGAGCUUCCAUAUACCUACACUUGUUGUAUUUUCACUUGUACUUAUAUUUAUUGGCAUUUAGAAUGUAUUGGGCUUAGAUUAUCAUUUGUAAUGGACUUUUAGCCUUAGCAACAAAUUAUUAGAUUAAAAGGCAUAUAAAAAAUCGAUGUUGAUGUG